This is a messenger RNA of Ylistrum balloti, 1332 nucleotides long. RefSeq lists its product as uncharacterized. Lineage: Eukaryota; Metazoa; Mollusca; Bivalvia; Pectinida; Pectinidae. The record is from RefSeq and is a predicted model, not a curated record. The transcript is spliced from 2 exons. Gene Ontology annotation, molecular function: retinoid binding; retinol transmembrane transporter activity. Bases 1 to 1332 code for a protein of 443 amino acids.
AUGCUACUUUGGGUUUCCAUUUUGCUUGUCAUCAGGUUUUCUUUCGUUGGUGGACAGUGUAAAGUUGAGGAUAUUCAACUGAAAGAAGAUUUCGAUCCUUAUCAGUUUGAAGGAAAAUGGUUUCUCGUAUCGAUGACGAGACUAUGGGGGAUAGACUUCUCCCCGCGGAAUUUUACAAACUCAACUGGACGCACGAGUUGGGGCGACAAUGCUAAUAAAUUCUUCGGGCGUUGGUCAAGAGGAAAGAACGGGUCCCGUUCGUGGGGACACUGGAGAAGGAGGGGCGACAACGGGACAGUCCCAAAUGACGUUACACAUAGGCCUGGGAGUAUGGGAGGCCAAAGUUCACGCAGGUCAUGGGGCACGAGGAUGUCCCGUGGUGACGACUUAUUUUCAACACGGCAAGGAGAAUCGCCGACAGAAUCCAGUUAUCCUCAAGGAUCGGAAACCAGGGAGGGAUGGCUAAGGAAAUCCGACGGAACAGCUGUUCCAACAGGAAGUCCAACAGGCAAACCAAGGAGGCCUCCUGGGGGAAGGAGAAGUCCUUCUCCUACAGAUGGAACUCAACAGGGCAGCUGGCCGAGGGGUUCAAUGGGUUCGUCAUCAAGAACAACGACUUCUGCUGGGCGGCGACAAAGGUUUUGGUCAAGCCCGACAUCAGCUAUGUCUAGAAGAUUCCAGGAAGUAUUCAAUCCAAAGAAUUUCCAAAUGGAAACUGCUGUUCGGGAUGACUCGAACAUUGACAUGUUCAUUGUUGGCGAGUUCUUCGGACGUUGCAUAUUCACCAAGGGUCAGGGUUCAAUUGUUGAUGCCCGGAACACGGCUAAACUUGAAGUUAAUUUUCCUGUUCGAUGGUUCCUGCCUUGUCAGCCAUUUUGGAUUGUUGAUACAGAUUAUGUCGGAUACUCCGUUGUGUACUUUUGUCUCGAGAUCCUCGAUGACGGCACGUGUGACCCAGAUUCUGCCACUGUAUGGACGUUCAACCGGAAGUUGACGGGGCACAAUGAAAUGGAGAUGGACAUGGUUAAGAAAGUAAUGACACGACUGUGUGUGGAAGAAACAGCCCUGACCCCCAUGCGCCAAACCGAGUAUUGCCCAAUUGAAGACGAAAAUGUUCAAAAUCAAAGGAAUUCAAAACCAACAAUUCAUUGCAAUAAUGCAGAUCAGCGAUCACUUCGGAUCGCUUUAGAUUCUACAUACAAUACCGUGUCAUCCAGAAAUAAUGCAGCUCAAAGGCAUUCGUUAUCCCCAAAAAUUAUUCCAUCUCUGAGGCUCAUCACUCUCCUGGUGUCCUUCUUGUUGUGUAAAUCGAAAUCAUUUCUAUUCCUAUAA